Messenger RNA from Dibothriocephalus latus, 558 nucleotides. Lineage: Eukaryota; Metazoa; Platyhelminthes; Cestoda; Diphyllobothriidea; Diphyllobothriidae. The record is from the annotation of a GenBank genome assembly.
AUGACUCAUAGGUUGGAGAAUUACUCUUGCAAAAUGGUAUCUGAGGAAAAGCGGCAGUACAAGGACUUGGUUUCUCGUCUUGAGAGCGAUGCAGAGGACGUAUCUUCUCUUCGGCUAAGUCCUUCCCGCACGAUUCGAGGUUUACGUGAAUUAACUGGACAACCAAUUGCAAGGUCCUCAUAUCAAAUGAGUACAUGCCAAGCGAAGGUAUGGAGCCGUGAACACUCCACGUCUAGCCACGGUAGACACAAUUCGGAAACCGCCUCCAGUUCUGAGGAAGGUGUCCUUACACCGCCCUCAGAAUUUCCCCGUCUCUCCAUCACUGCGAAGGAGCUGUUCUGCCUUAUGAGCACGCUGAAUUUGUCAUUUGGUCCCUCCUACGACUUCCUAACCGCCGACAGCGAAGAAUUCUGUCUCGAACCGGAGUUGUGGGUUGUCCAGCACUACAUCUCUCGUUUCUGCUCCAUCUACGUGGACAAAUACGAGUCCCUGGCUCCAAAGUUGUGGAAGGCUAUUGAGGAGGCUAUAGUUUCCCAAGAGUGCAUUAUUUACAGGUGA